Messenger RNA from Dothidotthia symphoricarpi CBS 119687, 2102 nucleotides. Its product is annotated as U3 small nucleolar RNA-associated protein-like protein. The record is from RefSeq and is a predicted model, not a curated record. Bases 37 to 2049 code for a protein of 670 amino acids. Gene Ontology annotation, biological process: rRNA processing. The transcript is spliced from 2 exons. Lineage: Eukaryota; Fungi; Ascomycota; Dothideomycetes; Pleosporales; Dothidotthiaceae. Gene Ontology annotation, cellular component: small-subunit processome; Pwp2p-containing subcomplex of 90S preribosome. Gene Ontology annotation, molecular function: protein binding.
CCCGUUUGAAGCCGCAUAACUUCACGCGUCGCCACAAUGGCUCCAGUAGCAACUACCCCGCAUAAAUCCAAUGGUCAUCAGCGAUAUCUGCCCAAAGAUGCGCCAAAUUUCCCGAAGUUCGACCUCGAUAACGAAGGCAGCGAUGCAGAAGCCGGAGCGCUGCAGACAGUGAACGAACCACAAGAGCCUGAGUGGGAAGGCUUUGAAGGGCUGGAUGAAGACAAGGACGGCAAGAAAGAGGACGAGAACAUGGACGAGGACGAGGACGAGGACGAGGAAAGUGAUACAGAGAGCGUGGUAAUCGAGCUGGAAAAAAAGAAAAAGGAAAAGAUUAUCCUGCCAAAAGACGCGGAGGAAGAGGAGCUUGAGCGCAUGAUCUUUGGCGACUCAGCAGGCUUCAAGGAAGGUCUGGAAGCUUUCUCGCUCAAAGGAACGGCCGGCGCAUACGGAGACAGCUCAGAUGAGGAACAAGGCCAGGACGCAGACUUGGACAAUGUCGCGGACCAGGACUUGUUCUUCUUCGAUGCAGGCCCGGUCGCGGCGCCUGCUGGCUCGGUCGCUAUCACCAAAACGCAAGACUCAGAGGACGAGGGCGACAGGCCAGCGUGGGAGGAUAGUGACGACGAGCGACUGGUCGUGAGCCUGGCGUCAGUACCGCAGCUGAGGAAAUUGAGAGACACGGCCGAGGACGACUUGGUCAACGGCAAGGAGUAUGCGCGCAGGUUGAGGAAGCAGUACGAGAGACUAUACCCGACACCAGAUUGGGCAAUGUAUGCGACCGGCAAGGCAAACAAAAAGCGAAGACGCACGAUCAACGAUGAGGAGGACAGCGGCGAGGAGUCUGCGAGUGACAUGGACGUGGAUGAGGAAGACCUGUCCACUCAGCCUUUGGCAAGACUACUGAAAGAAGCGGACAUUCUCUCGCGCAACGCGAGAGGUCCUGCGAAGAGAAGAAAGCUACAAGCUGGCACAGUCGACAUUCAGAGGCUGAAGGACGUCUCCAAAGCGGGUCCCUCUGCGAUAACCUCUCUAUCGUUUCACCCUGCAUACCCGCUCCUCCUCUCCUCUGGCCCCAGCUCGACUCUCCACCUCCAUCACGUCAACCCCAAUCCCCCAAACCCGAAUCCCCUUCUUACAUCUCUGCACAUCAAGCGCACACCUCUCACCACAACUGCCUUCCAUCCUUCGGCAUCAGAUUCAAGAAUCUUCCUCAGCGCACGUCGCCGCUAUUUCCACGUUUGGAAUAUUGCAACAGGCAGCGUCGAGAAGGUCUCGCGUGUUUAUGGCCACCAGCACGAACAGCGCACAAUGGAAUACUUCUCAUUAUCGCCAAAUGGCAAGCACAUGGCUUUGCGAGGCUCCUCGAGAAAGGGUGGAGGUGUAAUCAACAUCCUCGAUGCUAAAACGCUCCAGUGGGUCACACAGGCUCGUAUUGAAUCCCGGGGCGGUGUCGCAGAUUUUGUGUGGUGGGGAGAUGGGAGUGGCCUCAGUAUCGCGGGAAAGAACGGCGAGGUUACCGAAUGGAGUGUUGAACAGGGUGUAGUUGGACGAUGGAACGAUGAGGGUGCUGUUGGUACCACAGUCAUAGCCCUUGGUGGUAAAAGUGGAAGGGAAUCGUGGAUAGGUGGGGAUCGAUGGGUUGCCAUCGGAAGCUCGUCUGGUGUUGUCAACAUUUACGAUCGGAGAGCAUGGAGCGAAAAUGACCCGACCGUCAAAAACGCAGCUGUGUCGAACAAUGGCAUACCAAAGGCACCGAAACCGUUGCGCGCGUUGCAGAACCUCACAACGCCGAUCUCUCAUCUGGCGUUCUCCCCAGAUGGACAGGUAAUGGCUAUGGCGAGUCGAUGGAAAAACAACGCCAUGAGACUGGUGCAUUUGCCUUCUGCUACAGUGUUCAAGAACUGGCCGACAGAAAAGACCCCACUUGGAAGAAUUACUUCUGUUGCCUGGGGUAGGCCCUCAGAGGAGGAGGAGCGAGAAGGCAGUCUUGCACUCGUGGCUGUUGCUAACGAGACCGGUCACAUCAGGUUGUGGGAGGUGAGAGCUUGAGGGUUGCUUGAUGAUGAAGUAUAGCUAGGUAUUCAUCUCGGUUCGCGACAGUG